AUGUCCAACAGUCCAGAGGUUCGUGAUUACUUGGAGAGCGACUGGUCAAGCUUCCGACGCAUAAUAGAAGAGCAGGUCGGGGUGAUUCCAAAUGAGGAAGAUGUGACAAAGUCAAGAAAUGCAGAGUUGGACUCAGCCAUCUCGCAGGGUCGCGAGCUUGUUGACGCAACACCAGAUGGCCACACAGAUAAACCGGACAAGUUGUAUUCCCUCGGAAAACAGCACCAGAAUCGAUACCUGAGCUUUUUACCUUCAAGACCCUACUUGAGUGGCCACUUGAGUCACGAUUAUCAGAAGGGAAAGGCAGCGGAAAUAGCAGAGGCUGUGCGAUUAUUUGAAGAGGCACUCGCGAGGCAACCAGAAAGACAUCCCGUGAGGCCACUUUGGCUGCAUUCUCUCGGAGAAGGAUUACAGUCACUAUAUUUCGAAACCGGUAAGAUAGAUAAACUCGAGACUGCUAUUGUGAGGCUGGAAGAAGCAGUAAACGCAACACCGCACUGUGACUCCUUCCUCGCAGAUCGCCUACACUCACUGGGGUCUGCCUAUCGCAGCAAGUAUGACUUUACCGGAACGAUCGAGGAUUUGGAAUUAGCAUUCCAACAUCAUCAGAGAGCAGUCGAUUCCACGCGCUCGGAUGAUGCAGAGUGGACGAAUCGGCUGUUUAACCUUGGGGAUCUGCACUUCACUCGAUACAAACGCUUGAAUGCAAUCGCGGACUUGGAAGCAGCCUUUGAAAAGUUCCAAAACGUAACUGGGGCGACCCAAAACGGCGAUCUCGAACAAGCAACAAGAUUGCAAGCUCUGGCAACUGUCUUGUAUGAGAGGCACUUGAGGCUGAAUUCCAGCAAGGAUCUCGAUAUGUCCAUCAGCCUUUUUGGCGAUGCGCUUAAUGAAUCGCGGACUCCCCUGCUCCGGGCUCAUAUGCUCCAUUCGAUUGGUCUAGCUUAUCAAGCCAAGUUCCGUAAAGAGCGAGCACCGACAUGGAUCAACAUGUCGAUUGCGUAUCACCAAAGGGCCCUCGAUGCAAUGCCUAGCGACCAUAAAGGACGGGGAGAGUUGCUACAUUCUCUAGGUGAAAGCCACUGUCUCAAGUACGACUCGGGGGCAAGCAAAGGAACAACUGACAUAGACAGUGCAUGCCACCUAUUUCAAGAAGCGCUGGAUGCGACUGCAAAUGAUGUACCGGAGCGAACAAGACGCCUCCAUUCUCUUUGUAUCGCAACUAUCUACCAAGCUGUGGAGUCAGGGCGUGCACCGAGUACAGUGCAGAUCCUACAACACCUGCAUGAAGCAUUUGCUAAUGCCUCAUCCCCAACUUCGAGCCGAGUUCGUGUAGGGAAACAGCUAUACGCCCUGCAUGUCGAAUGUGAAGAAUGGCCACUCGCCGCGGAAGUGGCCCAAAUGACUAUUUCCCUGAUUCCCAGACUCGCGCCUCGCUCUCUGGAGAAUUCAGACAAGCAGAAUCUACUCACGGAGUUGGCCGAUAUAGCCUCUGAUGCUGCCGCACUGGCCUUGAAGACAGGCAAACCCCCUUAUGAGGCCAUUCGACUCCUGGAACUUGGGCGUGGAGUACUCGGUGGGUCGCUGAGGGAACUACGCACGGAUAUAUCUAAGCUUCAAGUGAAGAAUCCUCAAUUGGCAGAGGAGUACUGUCGAAAUCGAGAUCAACUGGAGGCCUCGACAUCGUCCGCUGAUAGGUUCAAUCAGCGAUAUGAGGCUGGACAGAACAUUGAGCGAACGAUUCAAGCCAUUAGACAACUUCCCCAGUUCGGUCGAUUCAUGAUGGGCCCUUCUGAAGAUGAAAUGAAAGCCCUCGCUGAUAUGGGACCGAUUGUCAUUAUCAAUGUCAGCCACUACGGUUGUCAUGCUCUUAUCGUGGAGAAGAGUGGCAUCAAAGCAUUGAAACUUCCAGCCUUGAGGAAAGGUGGUCUGAGAUUUCGCGGAGUAAGCUUGAACCUGUUGGGUUGGCUAUGGGAUGUAAUUGCAGAUCCCAUUCUCAACGUGCUUGGAUUCACGGAGACACCAAAGGACCAGUGGCCGCGUAUGUGGUGGAUUCCUACUGGACGCCUGGUCAAAUUCCCUCUUCACGCAGCAGGGCAUCAUGUCGACGGAUCGUCACGAGUAGUCUUGGAUCGGGUCAUUUCAUCCUACAGUUCCUCUAUACAAGCACUCAUCCAGAACUACCAAAACCAUUCUACAGCAAGGCAUCUCAAAGAACUAGGCAAGAUCCUCCUCGUCGGCAUGGAAAGGACGCCAGGUCACAUGAACCUCCCGUUCGUUCGGGGGGAAAUCGACAAGGUACGAAGCAUUUGUGGGUCCAUGGAGGUCCAUGUAGGUGGAGGUGACUCUUCUUUAGAGUACAUCCUAUCGGCCUUGAAGGACUGCGACAUCUUCCAUUUUGCGGGCCAUGGCCAUACCCACCCAUCAGACCCCUCAUAUAGCUCUUUGCUUUUAGGUGGCGGUGGCAAGCAGCUCACUGUAUCAACUCUCCUGAAGAUGAAUCUCUGGACCCGGAUGCCGUUUCUCGCGUAUCUAUCCGCGUGUGGAACCGGGCGGAUGAAUCAUGAUGCGCUUAUCGACGAGGCCCUUCAUCUUAUUAGUGCUUUCCAACUUGCCGGCUUUCGACAUGUGAUUGGCACUAUGUGGGAGGUUAAUGACGAGUUAUGUGUGGACGUGGCGGGGGCUACUUACCAGUGGAUGAAGGGCCACGAUAUGAGUGAUGUUUCGGUGAGUGAGGGUCUUCAUCGAACGGUCCGAGAGCUUCGUGCCAAGUGGGUAACAGAAAAUGAGUUUCGAGCGGCUAAGCGCAUGUCAAAGAGUCUAGAAAGAGACAGCAUUGAUUACCAUCGGACAGAGUCUUUGGAAGGGUUGGCAAGGGACAUGAUCUUCAUCCCAGAAGAGGAGUUGCCACUUUCUUGGGUUCCAUAUGUCCACUUUGGCUUUUAA
Molecule: messenger RNA, 2946 nt
Organism: Clonostachys rhizophaga
Lineage: Eukaryota; Fungi; Ascomycota; Sordariomycetes; Hypocreales; Bionectriaceae
Source: the annotation of a GenBank genome assembly